AUGUCUUUCGAAGAUUUGCACAAGGCGCAACGCGGGAAAGUCGAGGAGGCAGUGGACGAAAUAUGUAAGGAUUUCGAGGUGACGGAGGACAAACUCCGCGAGUUGACCGCGUACUUCAUCGAAUGUAUGGAACAGGGUCUCAAGAACGGAGAGACGGACGGGACGUACCGUGGGCUUCCGAUGAUCCCGUCGUACGUGAUGGGCAGGCCCAAUGGCACUGAGGAGGGCACGUUCUUGGCGGCGGACCUUGGCGGCACGAAUUUCCGGGUGUGCUCGGUGCGUCUCAACGGUGAUCACACGUUCAAGCUGGAGCAGUUGAAGUCGAAGAUCCCCGAGGAGCUCCUUGACGACGACGUAACAUCAGACGAGUUGUUCGGCUUCAUCGCGAAGCGCACAAUGGCGUUUGUCAAGCGCUACCACUCUGAAGUGCUCCAGAGCGAGGGCGGCCAACUGAAGCUCGGGUUUACGUUCUCGUAUCCCGUGGCGCAGACAUCGCUAUCGAGCGGCACUUUGAUCCGCUGGACGAAGGGCUUCAACAUCAAGGAUGCGAUCGGCAAGGACGUGGUCAAGAUGUACCAGGAGCAGUUGGACGCGGUCGGGUUGGGCAGCGUGCGCGUUGUCGCGCUGGCAAACGAUACCGUCGGCACGUUCCUCUCGCACUGCUACAAUUCGCGCAACUCGGCGUCACUCACAACAGGCGAGAUCACAGAGCCCGUCAUCGGGUGCAUCUUCGGAACGGGCACGAAUGGCUGCUACAUGGAGAAGCUCGAGAACAUCGAGAAGUUGCCGCAGGAGCUCCGUCAGAAGCUUACCGCGCAGGGCAAGACCGAGAUGUGCAUCAACAUCGAGUGGGGCUCGUUUGACAACGAGCUCAAGCACUUGCCCACGACCAAGUACGACUUGCUCAUCGAUCAGAAGUUUACCCACAACCCCGGCUUUCACCUGUUCGAGAAGCGCGUGUCGGGCAUGUUCUUGGGCGAGGUCCUCCGUAACGUGCUUGUCGACCUCCACUCCCAGGGCCUCAUUCUGCGCCAAUACCCCCAGGGCCAGCUACCCCACCGCUUGUUGAAGCCCUUCAACCUCUCCUCCGAGAUUCUCUCGCACAUUGAGAUCGACGACUCCUCCGAUCUUCGCGAGACCGAGCUCUCGCUCUUGCAGGCUCUCCGCCUCCCCACCACCGCCGACGAGCGCCGCCAGAUCCAGCGCCUCGUGCGCGCCAUCUCGCGCCGCUCUGCCUACCUUGCCUCCGUCCCCAUUGCCGCCGUCAUCAUCAAAACGGGCGCGUUGGAAAAGCGCUACCACGGAGAGGUCGAGAUUGGCUGUGAUGGCAGCGUCUUCGAGUUCUACCCCGGAUUCCGUUCCAUGAUGCGUCAUGGCUUGGCGCUGUCCCCUCUAGGCCCGGAUGGCGAACGUAAAGUCCAUCUACAUGUAGCAAAGGACGGCUCAGGCGUCGGCGCGGCGCUAUGCGCACUUGUCGCCUAG
Molecule: messenger RNA, 1482 nt
Organism: Eremothecium gossypii ATCC 10895
Lineage: Eukaryota; Fungi; Ascomycota; Saccharomycetes; Saccharomycetales; Saccharomycetaceae
Product: AFR716Cp
Exons: 1
Coding region: 1-1482 (493 amino acids)
Biological process (GO): intracellular glucose homeostasis; glucose 6-phosphate metabolic process; glycolytic process
Cellular component (GO): cytosol; mitochondrion
Molecular function (GO): D-glucose binding; glucokinase activity; fructokinase activity
Source: RefSeq, marked provisional